Messenger RNA from Sciurus carolinensis (gray squirrel), 945 nucleotides. Its product is annotated as olfactory receptor 10W1-like. Gene Ontology annotation, biological process: G protein-coupled receptor signaling pathway. The transcript has a single exon. NCBI's taxonomy places the organism in Eukaryota, Metazoa, Chordata, Mammalia, Rodentia, Sciuridae. The record is from RefSeq and is a predicted model, not a curated record. Gene Ontology annotation, molecular function: olfactory receptor activity; G protein-coupled receptor activity. Bases 1 to 945 code for a protein of 314 amino acids. Gene Ontology annotation, cellular component: membrane.
AUGAUCUGGGGAAAUCACUCGGUGCUGAUGGAGUUUGUGUUCCUGGCCUACCCCUCCUGCCCAGAGCUGCGUGCCCUGUCCUUCCUGGGGGUCGGCAUGGCUUAUGCAUUUAUCAUCACUGGGAAUGUGCUCAUUGUGGUGUCCAUCCAGAGGGAAGCCCGUCUCCACGUGCCCAUGUACUAUUUCCUGGGCAGCCUCUCAGGGGUGGAAAUAUGCUACACUGCUGUGGUGGUGCCUCACAUCCUGGCCAACACCCUGCAGUCAGAGAAGACCAUCACCCUCUUGGGCUGCACCACUCAGAUGGUCUUCUUCAUUGGAUUUGGCAGUGCUGAUUGCUUCCUCUUGGCUGUGAUGGCCUAUGACAGAUAUGUUGCCAUUUGUCACCCCUUGCAGUACCCUCUCAUCAUGACCUUGACUGUCUGUGUCCGCCUGGUUGUGGCAUCCGUGGUCACUGGCUUGUUCCUGUCCUUACCACUGGGGCCCUUCAUCUUCUCUCUGCCCUUCUGCCAGACCCCGGGUAUUCAGCACUUCUUCUGUGAUGUGCCACCAAUAAUGAGUCUUGUGUGUGCCAACAGCCACUUCCAUGAGCUGUUGGUGCUGGUGGCAGCCACACUGGCCAUUGCCGUGCCCUUCUUCCUCAUUGCCACCUCCUACGCCUUCAUAGUGACCGCUGUGCUCAAGAUGCGCUCGGCCGCUGGCGGCCGCAGGGCCUUCUCCACCUGCUCCUCGCACCUCACCGUGGUGUCGCUGCAGUACGGCUGCGGCGCCUUCAUGUACCUGCGCCCCAGCUCCAGCCACCACCCCCGGCAGGAUCAGCUCAUCUCGCUGGUCUACAUCCUGGGCACCCCACUGCUCAACCCUCUCAUCUACACGCUGAGGAACAGCGAGAUGAAAGGGGCCAUCCGGAAGGUGCUUGCCAGGAAUUGCGGCUCCCUGAGAGGCUAG